This is a messenger RNA of Opisthorchis viverrini, 2582 nucleotides long. RefSeq lists its product as hypothetical. Bases 82 to 2106 code for a protein of 674 amino acids. Gene Ontology annotation, cellular component: intracellular membrane-bounded organelle; lysosomal membrane. Gene Ontology annotation, molecular function: voltage-gated chloride channel activity. The record is from RefSeq and is a predicted model, not a curated record. Lineage: Eukaryota; Metazoa; Platyhelminthes; Trematoda; Opisthorchiida; Opisthorchiidae. Gene Ontology annotation, biological process: chloride transport; transmembrane transport. The transcript is spliced from 13 exons.
ACGAAAAGGUAUUAUAUCGAAUUUCUGCGGCAUCUCGUUCUUUUUCUCAUUGGAUUGAUCACUGCCGCCUCUGCCUCGUUAAUGGACUAUUUGAUUGAGUUGAUUUCGGAGUUCAAGUACCGUGUGGUUUCAUCGCUGAUCAAUCAGUAUCACACUGGAUGGGUGACUGCCGUGCCUGGAUUCACUUGGUGUUUUAUUAAUAUGUUUCUCGUGGGCGUUUCAUCCUUGUUAGUGGUAUUUUUGGCGCCAGUUGCUGCUGGGAGUGGGAUUCCUCAGAUCAAGUGCUACCUAAAUGGACUUAAUAUUCCACGACUCAUGAGAUGUCUCACCAUGUUUGUGAAGGGUGCUGGCGUCGUCUUAGCCGUUUCAGGUGGUCUUGCAGUGGGUAAAGAAGGUCCGAUGAUCCAUAUAGGUUCGGUGGUUGCCGCGGGGAUAUCCCAAGGUCGUGUGAUGUUCUUCCGGUGGUCGCUCCGUUCUCUGAGAUUCUUUCGAAACGAUCGACAGAAGCGAGACUUUGUCAGCGCCGGCGCGGCGGCUGGUGUUGCGGCUGCAUUUGGCGCACCUGUUGGUGGAUUGCUGUUUGCGUUGGAGGAAGGAGCAAGCUUUGUAUACCAGCGCCUCACAUGGACAAUAUUAUUCGCUUCCAUGGUCUCCAUGUUCGUGUUGGCUCUGUUGAAAACACUCAUCCAUACACACUCGUUCAACUUCACACCAGGAGGUUUGGCCAGUUUCGGGGCGUUUACGUUUCUGGACACAUUUUCCGUCUCGGAGCUUCUUUUGUUUCUUGUGAUGGGUGCAUUCGGUGGUGUAUCCGGUGCACUUUUCGUGAAGGCAAAUGCGUUACUCACGCAGUACAGGCAGAAAUACGUGACAUCGAAGUAUGGCAAAGUGAUUGAAGUGGUGCUCGUCAGUUUCCUGACUACGUCUAUCGGAUUUGCACUAAUUUGGCUUGUUCAAGAUUGUGGCCCCGUGGCAUUUACUACUAAUCCACAUCCCUUGAAGCUCAUGUGUGCCGAUAAUGAAUUCAACACAAUGUCCGCCCUAUUGUUCAAUACACCGGAGCGAUCUUUGCGCAUCCUGUUUCACGAACCUCCCGGCACCUUCAACGUCACUACUCUGUUGGUAUUCUUCCCGGUCUACUACAUAAUUGCUUGUUUCACCUAUGGUCUCUCCGUUUCAUCCGGUCUGUUCAUCCCGGCUCUGUUAAUCGGAGCAAGUUGGGGCCGCGUCAUUGGAAACUGGAUGUAUUCCACAUAUCCCGAAACCUUCCCACGUCCAGGGAAGUUUGCUUUGAUCGGUGCAGCUGCUCAACUUGGCGGUGUCGUGCGGAUGACCCUGAGUUUGACGGUCAUCCUAAUGGAAGCCACUGGGAACGUGAUUGUUGGUCUACCCCUCCUCAUGACCUUAGUCGUUGCCAAAUAUACUGGGGAUUAUCUGAGCGAGGGUAUCUACGACGAACAUAUUGGAUUGAGCAGUAUGGCAUUACUUCCUUGGGAACCCGAUCCUCUUUCGUCGUCCAAACGUGCUUACGAUGUGAUGUGCUCUCCUGUGGUCUAUCUGGAACCUGUGAUGCAUGUCCGAGCACUUGUUGAACAGAUCAGAGAAAAUCUGCACCACGGCUUCCCCAUCGUCGAAGGACCGGUUAAUCCGCCUCGUUUCUCGUAUGGAACCCUCGUGGGAAUUAUCUCUUCCGAACAUCUGGCUAUUAUCCUAAAGCAUCGCAUAUUUCUGAAAGAAGAUGGUUCACCGAUGAGGUCAUUGGAAUAUGCUGACUAUGAUUCCGAAUAUCCAUCUUAUGCAAAACUCCAAGAUGUACUUCAGGAUUUAACUGAAGAAGAUUUGGAGGCCCACGUGAAUCUGCGACCGUAUAUGUGUGAAGCACCGUACAGUGUCCCUGAAACGAUGACGAUGAAUCGUGUGUAUCAUCUGUUCCGACUGCUAGGACUCCGUCACCUUCCCGUUGUUGACAGUGAAAACCAGGUACGCGGAAUGAUCACCCGGAAAGACCUGUGCCGUUUUCGCUUCGAACGAAUUGGCGAUCAGCUCCGUGUGGAAGAAUUGACGUUUUCAAAAAAGGUUAAACCAAAGCAUCCCGGGGUGAUGUGACGACGAGACGAUGACUAAUCUGCCAGAGAGUAAAGAUCAAGGUUUUGUGAUUCGGUUGCACCGUUCUUUCCAGCCGCGUUUUGUCAUUGUCGUGUUCGCGAUUGUCUUUUCCUUUCUUUCUCGCUUUUUAACUUGGUUUAAACUUGGUUUAAAACCGUGAAAUUUUCAGCCGAAGAGAACAGAUUCGUUCCGCCACUUCGUAUUUUUUUCUACCAAUGCUUUAGAAAGGUGUCAUUAUUUUUAUCCUUCACUUGUCCUUUUUCCUCGUUCGCAUAAUUGGCUGUAAACGGCUACUCACGCAUGUGGCUGGCUUCCAUGUUUGUGUCAUGAUGGUUAUGGGUAUACUCUCGUAUGAACUAUUUUUUUCAAUAGAGGUUCGUUUGCUUUGUAGCCACUGGAUUCGUCUUAGUCUCGGGUGGCUUUCGGGAAUAUCGCCAAUCAUUGUGUGUGUAAUGUAGGUAGAUGCUGACCCUGUG